AUGGGUGACAAAGAUGCUGCAACACCCUUGCCUCUUGUAGACACAGCCCAAACAGCCCCAUUUCUUCCUUCCUCCUUUGAGAGUCCCAAUAUCCAACUCCCUAUUGCCAAACUUGAGAACCACAACUAUUUGGAUUGGUCCUGGUCCAUGAAAUUGAUUCUCCGGUGUAGGGGAAAGAUGGGUUACAUCAAUGGUAGUAUACAGGCUCCUCUUCCGACUGAGCAAGGAUAUCCCAAGUGGGACUCUGAGAAUUCCCUGGUGAUGGCCUGGCUUCUUUUCUCCAUGAAGCCUGAGAUUGGAAGAAGAUUUAUGGGCAAGAAGACUGCCAAGGACAUUUGGGAUAGUGUGGCUCAUAUUUUUGAUCGGGUUGGGGACUCUACUAAGGUUUCUUUCUUCUUUUUAUUCGUUCUCUUGUUUUCCUCCUCAUCUUCUUCUUCUUCUCAUCAAAUUAUAAUUAACUCCACAUCAGAAUUUCAGGGUUACACUGCAAUAUCAGAGUUUAGACUGUUUAAUAGAAGAACUUUAUUUGAAUGUCUUGAUCCGAAUCCGUUUCUUGAAUUCAAUAUCAGUGCAGGAAGUAGAUCAGGACUCUCUGAUAAUGAAAAUGUAACAGUUACUGUUAGUGGGGUUUUGGAUCCUACAAAUUCUGAUUGGGUUGCCAUGAUCUCACCUUCUUCUGCCAGUGUUAAAGGUUGCCCUUUGAGUGAAGCAUUCUACAUUCAGACUGGAGAUGUUAGUAAACUACCACUUCUCUGCCAUUAUCCUGUUAAGGCCCAAUUCUUGAGUAAUGAUCCAGAUUAUCUGGGUUGCAAGAAGCAAGAAUGUAAGAGAUACACAAAGGGCAUCUGUGUAUUAAAAACAUGUGUUGGUUCAGUAACAUUUCAUGUUAUUAACAUCAGAACAGCUAUAGAGUUUGUGUUGUUCACUGGAGGGUUUGAAAAUCCUUGCAUUUUUAGAAGAACAGGUUCUGUGAACUUUGCUAAUCCAAAAAGCCCAUUGUAUGGUCAUCUUUCGAGCAUAGAUUCCACUGGAGAAUCGAUGAGAUUGACAUGGGUGAGUGGAGAACAGCAACCUCAACAAGUUCAAUAUGGGGAUGGAAAAUUCCAAAGUUCAGAAGUAACUACUUUUACUCAAAAAGAUAUGUGCAGCAGUAAUACAUUAGAGCCCGAUCGGGAGAUCGAAGUUGAUUCUUCUGCCCAUCUGACCUUAGGAGGGCAGGAUCAGAUUGCUGGUCUAGUCAUUGAAGCGGAUGAGGUUGAUGUUGAAGCCAUAGGUGCAGAUGCAACUCAAGACGAGGCCGUGGAAAGUCAGGGCUCAACCGAUCAUGAUAGUGAAGAGACUAAGUUUGACGAGAAGGUUGCGCAAUCAGAAGGCGCCAAUGCUGUGUCCAAUGUUCUUACUGAGUCGGAUUUGGCUCAUUUAAGGAAGAAGUUCAGGAUCCCAUACUAG
Telopea speciosissima is the source of this 1449-nucleotide messenger RNA. RefSeq lists its product as uncharacterized. Bases 1 to 1449 code for a protein of 482 amino acids. Gene Ontology annotation, molecular function: acid phosphatase activity; metal ion binding. Lineage: Eukaryota; Viridiplantae; Streptophyta; Magnoliopsida; Proteales; Proteaceae. The transcript has 6 exons. The record is from RefSeq and is a predicted model, not a curated record.